This is a messenger RNA of Pecten maximus, 522 nucleotides long. RefSeq names its product putative nuclease HARBI1. The record is from RefSeq and is a predicted model, not a curated record. NCBI's taxonomy places the organism in Eukaryota, Metazoa, Mollusca, Bivalvia, Pectinida, Pectinidae. The transcript is spliced from 2 exons. Bases 1 to 522 code for a protein of 173 amino acids.
AUGGCUGGGCGAAAUCGGCAACGCGUAUUUCAAGAGAGGAAGGAGCCGCUACAGUUGUACGGUUACAGGAUGAAUGCUUUUGGCAUCCGGUUUGUGUCCCGUAUGCUUCGUCCAUACCUGGAAUCACCGACAGAUCGGAACCAUGCACUCUCUGUCACAGUUAAAGUUGCCAUUGGUCUGAGAUUCCUAGCCACUGGUAAAAUGCAGUUAUGCAAUGGUGAUGACUUUGGUGUAAGUCAGCCGACGGUGUCCAGAGUAGUAACACAAUUCAUUAACGCUUUGACAAUGCCACAGAUUGUUGCCAGAUUUAUCAAAUUUCCGAGAAGCGAUGCGGAGGUACGGUUGAACCAGAUAGGAUUCCAUGCUAUUGCCGGGUUCCCUGGUAUUGUCGGAGUUAUUGAUGGGACCCAUAUCAGGAUUGUUGCUCCAUCACAGAACGAGGCGGAUUUCGUCAACAGAAAGCAGUUCCACAGUAUAAACGUUCAAAUGGUUUUUGACCACAGAUGUAAGAUAAUUGAUUAG